Molecule: messenger RNA, 882 nt
Organism: Trypanosoma brucei brucei TREU927
Lineage: Eukaryota; Euglenozoa; Kinetoplastea; Trypanosomatida; Trypanosomatidae
Exons: 1
Coding region: 1-882 (293 amino acids)
Biological process (GO): SNARE complex disassembly; intracellular protein transport
Cellular component (GO): vacuolar membrane; SNARE complex
Molecular function (GO): soluble NSF attachment protein activity; syntaxin binding
Source: RefSeq, a predicted model, not a curated record
AUGUCUAAACCCCCGGAACAGUUGGUGGCGGAGGCGGAAAAGUUGCUCCACAAGGGCUGGCUUUCCUUUUUGGGAUCUGGCAGCAACUACGAGAAGGCCCACGAAAAGCUUGUUUCCGCGGGCACACAGUACAAGGCGGCCGGUGACUUUGCAAAUGCUGCGCGUGUAUUUGAGCGAGCGGCUGAGUUAUGCAAGAAAGAUAAAAACGAGGUGGACUUUAUCGUGGAUCUCGAGGAAGCGGCCCGGUGUCAUGCGAAGGCUGGUGAUGUGAAAGCUGCCACGCGCUUGUACGAGCAAAUCGUUGAUACCUACGACAGGAAGCGACAAAACGUCAAGGCAGCAAAGGCAUGCUUGAGCCUUAGCGAACUCCUCGGUUCUAAUGAACGUGCGGUGGAGUGGCUGGAUCGGGCUACCAAAUAUUACGAGGCUCAGGGAUCACACACAAUGGCGGCUGACGUAUUGAAGUCGAUGGCGGAGCAGAUGAUAAAGGGGGGGAACUAUGAAGGAGCACUCAUGAUGUACGACCGACUGGCACGCAAGGCACUCGACGACCGUGCAGCACGACUGGGCGCAAGGAAUUUGUUUUUCAUGGCGCUGUUAUCGCAAUUAUCCACAUUGACAAGCGAAAACGUUUCUGUAGGCGUGGAGUCGGUGCGAGAGCGCUUCACUGAAUACCAAGAGCUUGACCCACAGUUUAAUGAGUACACACGUGAGCAUAUGCUCAUCACAGCCAUUAUCGAGGCAAUGGAGUGCGAGAGCCCGGAGAAGCUAAAGGAGGCGAUAGACGACUACAGUACGGUGUGUACCGUCAACGACAUCAAGGAACAAAUAUUUGCCCGCGCUGUGAAGUUGCUGGAGGGCCGCAGUGAAAGCAUCAUGUAG